This is a messenger RNA of Epinephelus fuscoguttatus (brown-marbled grouper), 1017 nucleotides long. RefSeq names its product deleted in primary ciliary dyskinesia homolog (mouse) (gene dpcd). The coding region runs from base 44 to 655 and encodes 203 amino acids. The record is from RefSeq and is a predicted model, not a curated record. NCBI's taxonomy places the organism in Eukaryota, Metazoa, Chordata, Actinopteri, Perciformes, Serranidae. The transcript has 6 exons.
GAGUCGGGAAGUGUCUCUCUUCAACAGAAACAGCUUUAGAAACAUGGCUGUGCAAAGCUGGAUUGAUAUCCUGAAAUCGUCCAAGAAAACAGCUUUGAUACACGAUGGAAAAAGGAAGAUCCACUACCUCUUUACAGAUGGAAAAGAAAUGGCAGAGGAGUAUGACUUACAAACAGAUGAGCUCAUCGUACGAAAGUGGCGUAAUAAAAGCACACUUGGAGCAAAGGGCCAAUGGCAGGUAGAAGUUGGGGAGCCAAUUGCAGGCCCUGUCACUUCUUUGGAUUCGGAUGUGAUCAAGGAGAACUGCUCCAAUCCUGUAUUCAUGCGUAAAGACACAAAGUCCAGCUUCCAGUGGCGAAUCCGCAACCUCCCCUACCCCAAAGACGUCUUCAGCGUUUCUGCGGAGCCGUCUGAGAGAUGCAUCAUCAUAAAAACCUCCAACAAAAAGUAUUAUAAGAAGUUCAGUGUUGCUGAUUUAGAUCGCAGUCAGCUGCCAUUGGACAACUCCGCCCUCAGCUUCACUCACGCCAAUAACACUUUAAUUGUCAGUUACAAGAAACCUAAGGAGAUCUUAACCCUUGAACAGGAGCUACUGAAGGAGCUGAAGAAACUGAAGGGGACCAGCGAAGGGGACGUCGACUGCAAGACUCAGUGAAUUCCAACUGUGGGAGCGGGAGGAUGAUUCUGUGUUGCAUUCAAAGCAGAACCUCGCUGCGUUAUUUUCCAGUCACAUGUGAGCCCUUGUUUAUUUUUCUUUCAUGGAUCCCUUCAUUGAGAAGACCUUUGCAAAGUGCCUUGUCAAUGGUUUAAGGCUUCUAAUUGUGUUUACUAAUGAGAUGGUUCAUUUAUUGUUAGAGUUGUUAGUGUUGAAAGUUGCUCUGCCAUCUAUAUUUGAUACAGACAUAUUCUGCAAAACAUACCAUGUGUGUUUUGAUGUCUCAUAAACAGAUUUAUUAACGUUGCAGCUGACCUGUGGCAUUAUGAAUGGAAUUAUGAAAUGAAGUAUUUACAUAAAAA